ACAUUUUCUUGGUCGAUUUGAACUCGAAAAUUUUUAAUUGUGUUUACAAAAAUCACUUUUAAUUGUUCACCAAUUGUUUAUUAUUUAUUAUUUUGCUUUGUUUAAUUUAAAAAUGUAAUUUAAUUCUCGCUAAUUGACUUGUUUCCAUGUUGGACACUUUUUCUUUAAUGUGAUUGUUUUGCUUUUCUGUUGCUUGUUAACCUUUUAGUUAUUUUUAAGCUUUAAUGACACAUAAUCAUUUUCAUCACCAAUUUUAUUUAUUUUAAUCAAUUUUCUCUUAUAUUGUGUGUUUUAAUUAUUUCAUUUUUUGGUCAAUUAUCAAUAUAGAAUUUAAUUCUAUAAUGAAAAUUAACUGAUGACACCGAAUCCCUGUUUGUUUGCUCCAAAUCUCUUACGAGCUUCUGUUUUUCCUUGUUUUCAGUUAUUCUUUUCUCUUCUUCUAUUUACCUGUUCAAUCAAUUCUUUCACUUAUCACAUUCAUACCUUAAUACCACUGUGAUUAUGAGAAUCAAAUUCUCCCUGUGUUACCAUUUCAUCUAUACCUAAUUCUAUCAGUUACAUGGGCUCUACAUUAGUGAAAAAACGGUUAAAUCUACUGGUCUAUUCAUCUUAAACCUCUGGAAAUCUUUAACCUUAUUAAUCAUCCCUCUCAUCGCCAUUUUGGAUCCACAAAUUAAACAACAUAUUCACUGGAAUUUACCAGUAUCUUAGUUUGGAAAACCAGAGAUAAUCUCUAAUUUCUAUCUCUCUCUCUCUCUCUCUUCCAUCUAUACAAUCGUCUCCAUGUAAAAUUGCCCUGACAAAUUCAUCAUCUAUCAUUUGGAACAGACGUUCUUCUCAUUUCUGUUAUACCAAAAUCAAUAAUAACCAGUAAAUGAAUCAAAUGAUCAUUCACUUGGUUUAUAGAGAAUUGAUUAUUUCAAUCAGACCAAUUGGAUUACAUUAAGUUAAUAAGUUGAUCCAUUUUUGAAUUUCCAUGGGUAGAAGAAAAGUCUCAACUCUUUUCAGUUUAAUAUGUUUACUUCUUACCGGUAUUGUUUUAAUCGCCAACGUUUCAUUUGAUGAUGUUUUCACUCAUUUGGUUAAAACAAAUUUCUGUUUUCCCAGAGCGAUUAACGGUAAUCCAGAGGAAAAUGGUUACAAUAAUGAAACCAAACCAGGAUGUGUAUUACCUUAUGUUGAUCCCUUUGAUCCUGCAAUAUUAGUCUACUUGACAAAUAAGUCAUUAAAUUGUCCCCAAUCACCCCACCAAUUAACUGCCAUAACUAGUCCGGGCGAUCGUUUAAUUGUCCAAAAUCCUGAUGGUCAUGCCAAUACUCCUGUUGAUUGUUUCUAUUCUUGGGUAAAUCGAGCUGGUUCAGAUGGUGCUGUUUCUUAUGGUCCGAUUACAUUGAUUCCAUCUCCUGGAGGUGUUCAAUUUGAAAGAAAUGUUGUCGCCGUUAAUACCAGUUGUACCAAUCGAAUAACUCAUCAAACUAUCUAUCGCAAUAUUCAUUUUCGUAUUCCCAAUUUUGAUGUUUCAUCAUCUUCUCCAUCUACUUAUGAUAUUAAACCUUCCGUUCUUAUACUAGUAAUUGAAUCUCUUGGUCGUUUAAGUUAUGAAAGAUUCAUGUCUUCCACUAAAAAAGUUCUUGCCGAAAUUGGUAAAUUUCAUCAUUUAAAAUCAUUAAAUCGAGUUGAGGAAAACUCUUUCCCUAAUUCUAUGGCUUUGCUGACCGGGAUGGCGGUUACCGAUGAUGCAGCUUCCGCGGUUCCCGGUGUCCAUUGGGAUCACGGUUUACCUUUCGUUUGGGAUUCUUUCAAAAACAUGGGCUAUGUGACCGCUUUUCUUGAAGACCAACCAAUGGCGGGUCUUUUUUCCUACUACAAUAGAGGUUUCCGUCUACCACCCACCGACUUUUAUCCCGUUGAAUUUUGGUCUCACAUGUAUCCACAGGGAACAUCAAACAUGAUCGAUUUACUAGUUGAUCCGAUAAAUUAUUGUUUCGAGAAAGUUGGUCCCAAGGUAGAAAUGUAUUUGAAUAUGUGCUCCAAAUUUGUGGAAAACGUUUUAGUCCACCAACAGAAUCCAUAUUUUUUGUAUGCCUUUUAUAGUCAAAUGACACAUGAAGAUUUUAAUAAUUUUCAACUAGUCGAUAAACCUGUGGCUCAAUUUAUAUCAUCUCUAUCAACUCAAGUUCUGGAUAAUUCAAUAAUCAUCGUUAUGGGUGAUCAUGGUUCUCGUGUAGGUCAAGUAACACCUACAGCCGGUGAUCCAACCGAUUCACCUAUGGGACGUUUCGAAGGUAGUCUUCCGUUUGCUGCAAUUAGAAUUCCCGAUUCUCUGGACAUUAAAUUUCCUCUUCUAAGAAAAUACCUUUCACUUAAUGAAGAUCGUUUAUCUACCUGGUUCGAUAUUCAUCAGAUUCUUCUGGACGUUGCUCAAGGUAAUUUUAAUCCAAUUGGACGACGAAAGGAAAUACCUGUAGCCUACUCAUUGUUUCGUGAAGAGGUUCCCAUUUCUCGAACCUGCGACGAUGCCAAUGUUAAUCCGAUCUACUGUGCCUGUAAUGGUCGAGUUGGGAUUAAUCCCAGAUUAAAAUCUCAUCAUAUUGAUGCAGCUAAAGGUCUAGUUGAUGGAUUACGAGUCAUUUUCCAGAAAAAUAAAUGUCGAUCAAGAAUAACCUAUGGUAAAACAUUAGCCGGAGAGUAUUAUUAUCCACGAUCAAAUGAAACCUGGUCUACAUAUGAAAGAGUCAAUUUAACCAUCGAUGUAAGGCCAAGCCACGCUGUGAUUACCGGGACAAUUUAUCGUUGGAGAAAUACAACCGAAGAUCGUUGGAGUCAAUGGACACUUUAUGAUCCAGCAAAUAAAUUAAAAUCUUCAACGUACUCUAAAUACUUAACUAAAUUACUUUGUGUUAAUCAUUUACUGAAAAAUGUUAACGUUACAAUAGUUUGAUUUUUCACCUGAUUAAUUGUGAUAAAAACGAGAAGCAUAACCAAUUGACACAAUUUCUAAAUGGCAUAAUGAUAAUGAUAAUGAUAAUUAUCAUUAAUUGACAAUAAUUUUAAUUUAAAUCAUCGAAAGUUAAAACUUACCAAAAACAACACAGAAAGCAAACAAAAAAAUCAAAUCAUAACAACAAUCAACAAUCAUCAAUGCAUUUUCAUCAUCAAAAAAUACUGUAGUUACCUGAAACUAUUUAAUCAUCCUAAUUAUUAAUCAAUGGGAAAACAUUCCUGAUUUAUAAUCAGGUUUGAGUCUCUUUUUUUUCCUGUAACAUGAGAAAUUAAUUGUUAAACAUUUUCGCUUAAUUGUUACAAAAAUCUCCAAGCAACCAAAUUGUAUUCUAAAUGUAACAUCAUAUCAAUUGCCAACCAAAAAAUAAACCAAUUUAGUGAUUUCCAAUAUUAAUAAACUUAAUCUAAUUUAACUAUAA
Panonychus citri (citrus red mite) is the source of this 3422-nucleotide messenger RNA. RefSeq lists its product as uncharacterized. The coding region runs from base 977 to 2941 and encodes 654 amino acids. The transcript is spliced from 3 exons. Lineage: Eukaryota; Metazoa; Arthropoda; Arachnida; Trombidiformes; Tetranychidae. The record is from RefSeq and is a predicted model, not a curated record.